Molecule: messenger RNA, 1874 nt
Organism: Aureobasidium pullulans EXF-150
Lineage: Eukaryota; Fungi; Ascomycota; Dothideomycetes; Dothideales; Saccotheciaceae
Product: L-lactate dehydrogenase
Exons: 3
Coding region: 190-1596 (468 amino acids)
Molecular function (GO): oxidoreductase activity
Source: RefSeq, a predicted model, not a curated record
GUAGAUCUCAAAUGCCGACACGAAGGCGGGGUGAAGCGGGGGAUCGUCGACCCCAUCGACAGCUCCUUCCAUCACAAUGUGACCCCCACGUUGCAUCCGGUACCACACAAAAUGAUUUGACGAUUGGAAUAAUAUUGAAUACGAAUGCUGAUACGCUUCAACUUUUGUGCUCUUCAGUACUGACCGAGCAUGGCGACCAUAGACGGCACAGAGCUCGCCAAACACAACAAUCGACAAUCCUGCUGGCUCGCGGUCCAUGGCGAAGUGUGGGAUGCAACAAACUUCCUCGACCAGCAUCCAGGUGGUGCAAACUUGAUUCUCAAAUUGGCUGGAAAAGAUGCCUCCGAUGAGUAUGAUCUGUUUCACAGUCCUGAGCUUGUUGAAGAGACCCUUGGAUCAAAAGCACGAAAGGGGACGGUAGACAUAUCGACCAUUCCGAAGAUGGACAAGAAGUCGGAAUCCGGAGUGAAAACUGGACAGAGCCAGCCACUGAGCUCUAUGAUCAGUGUUAAUGAUUUUGAAUUGGCGGCCGAGAAGACGAUGACACCCACCGCAUGGGCAUAUAUCUCCUCUGGAGCCGACGACGAGAUCAGCAUGAGAGAGAACGCAAAUGCCUACCGCAAAAUCUUCCUUCGUGGUCGAGUAUUGAGGAAAGUGGCAAGGGUCGACUGCAGCACUAACAUUCUCGGUUACCAUUCUGCGUUACCGAUCUACACAUCGCCCGUCGGUCUUGCCAAACUGGUGCACCCAUCGGGAGAAUGUGCCAUUGCCACGGCCGCUGGAAAAGAGGACUGUAUCCAGGUAGUCAACACUAUUUCUAGCAUGCCGAUUGAGGACAUCAUGGACGCGAGAGUAUCCAAGAACCAGGUCGUCUUUUGGCAGUUGUAUGCGGACAAGGAUCUCGAAAAGUCGAAGACGUUCGUACGACGAGUUGAGAAGGCUGGCGUGGCAGCGAUAUGGCUAACAGUUGACUCUCCUGUGGUUGGUAAUCGUGAGAGGGAUGAAAGGUCAAAGUCGGUAGUAGAUGAGAUGGAAAAAGUGGUCGAAACAACGCAAAGUGUUGGCAUUGCAAAAGCCAGCACUGGUUUUAUCAAUGCCGACUUGGACUGGGAAAUGAUUGAUUGGCUACGGAAAACCACCAAGUUGCCUAUCGUGAUCAAAGGAAUACAGUCUGUCGAGGACGCAGUUUCUGCCUUUCAUCACAAGGUCGAUGGAAUUGUUCUAUCAAAUCAUGGAGGCAGAAGUCAAGACACAGCGCAGCCUCCCCUUCUUACGCUCCUAGAGAUUGACCAAUACGCCCCAGACAUUUUGGGUAAGCAUAUGCAAGUCUUUGUUGAUGGUGGUAUCCGACGAGGUACCGACAUAAUCAAGGCCCUGGCGCUAGGAGCCACUGCAGUGGGCAUCGGAAGACCAGUCCUAUACAGCAUGUCUGGUGGCUAUGGAGAGCAUGGAGUAAGACGUAUGGUCCAGAUCCUGCGGAAUGAGUUGCAGACCAACAUGGCGUUCAUAGGAGCGAGCAACGUUGGGGAGAUUGAGCGCGGCAUGAUCAAUACCAGAAGCCUGGAAAGAAUGUUGGUAGGCUCGGUCAAGCUCUAGCUCGUCUUGAUCGGUUUUCUAGACUUAGCAGAUAGCUUGUUGCACUGAACCGGAAACUUUGACGAAACGCCUCAAGCUGUCGUACCAUACAGCCCCUUCAUGUGCUACCAAUAAGUUGAGAAAUAUGACUUCGCCCCAGCACUCGUGGCGGACCAUGAAUUCCGUAAGAAAAUUAGGCAUGGUAACAGAGCUUCGAAACGUGACUCAGAGCAGUCUAUCAUUGCGAGGACUGAUGAUUGAUCUCUCCAGAUACCGGAUCGCAGUUAUGGACCCCGAUC